UGUUUACUUCCGGGUUGUCGGAGUCGAAAACAAGAGGGGGGCACCGACCCCAACACGCCCACGACGCCGAGCAAAGCGGAUUAAAGUCCCGCAGAGAUGGCCGGGGAGUCCGAGGACAAGAUACCAGAAUCGGGAGCAGUUUUCACUUUUGGAAAGAGCAAAUUUGCCGACAACGCCCCCAGUAAAUUCUGGCUUAAAAACGACGUCCCCUCAAAGAUCGCCUGCGGGGACGAGCACACCGCCUUAAUCACCGAAAACGGGAAACUCUUCAUGUUUGGCAGCAACAACUGGGGCCAGCUCGGCCUGGGCUCCAAGCUGACGGUGAACAAGCCGACGUGUGUCAAAGCUUUAAAGUCUGAGAAAGUUGCGUUUGUGGCCUGUGGGAGAAACCACACUCUCAUCUCCACAGCCCGGGGGCAGGUGCUGGCGUCGGGGGGCAACAGCGAAGGCCAGCUGGGGCUCGGGGACUGCGAGGAGAGGACGGCGUUCCAGACGAUCGGCUUCUUCGAUUCCCGCGGGCCAAUCAAAAUGCUCGCUGCGGGCUCCAACACCUCCGCCGCGCUCACAGAGAGCGGGGAACUGUUCAUGUGGGGCGACAACACGGAGGGUCAGAUCGGUUUGGGGAAGGAGAACCACGCGACAACGCCACAGGAAGUCAGCGUGGGCCGACCAAUCAGCUGGGUGUCCUGUGGGUACUACCACUCUGCCUUAGUCACAGUUGACGGCGCUCUCUACACGUUUGGGGAGAGCGACAGCGGGAAGCUGGGCCUGGGCACCGACCAGUUGCCGCGGCACCGAGUCCCGCAGCGCGUGAAGGGCGUCAAGGACCCGGUGACACAGGUGGCGUGCGGAGGGGGACACACGGUGGCCCUCACAGAGGACGGCGUCUUCUCGUUCGGCCUGGGACAGUUUGGACAGCUCGGCCACGGGACGUUCGUCUUCCAGUCGCCGCUGCCGCAGCCGGUCCAGCACUUCAAGAGGGGCCGAGUGUGUCAGGUGGUCUGCGGAGAAAACACCACCGCCGUCAUCACAGAGACCGGGUUGCUGUACACGUUCGGAGACGGCCGGCACGGGAAACUGGGCCUGGGAGAGGAGAACUUCACCAACCAGUUCAAACCAACGCUGUGUCCUCGCUUCCUCAAGUACAACGUUCAGGCAGCGACGUGCGGCGGCUGCCACAUGGUGGUCCUGGCCCGGCCCAGGGACCCCAGCUGCCCCGAUGUGUCCCUGGAGGACGGCGACGUGACGGAGGACUACCUGGAGAAGCCGUACGUGGAGCUGCUGGGGGACACGGCCAACUCCUCCACCCUGCAGAGGAGCAUCUCCGCCCGGGUCCGCAGGAGGGAGAGGGACACGAGGCUGAGGGCCUGACGGACAGCGACAGCGUUAAAGGUCUGGGAGAAACCUCCGACUUCCUCAACAUGACUCAUGUGAUAAAGAUGGACCCCGGGGACAAAACCCUCACUCUGGCUCCGGUUCACAAGAGGAAGGGUAAGCACGGUAAGGCCACUAACGUGCAGAAAGAGAUCCCAAUAGAGGGGAGGAAGUCUCGCGGGAGGAAGUCUCGCGAGAGCAAGGUUGCGUCUCCCCGCCGGGCGCGUCCUCCCGAGGGCCCGAGGAGCCACAGCGCUCGCUCCCGGGUCUCUCGGAGCCCACAGAGACACAAAACAACCGACCAGAACAAGGAGAACCUGAUCAUGGCCCUGGAGGAGCUGCAGAGGAAACCCACUGGAGACAAACCGAGCGUCGGAGACAUCAGGAAGGCGGCGUCCAAGCCGCGGCUCGGGCCAGCUCAGGGGAAAAGCCGGCUGAUGGAGGUCGGCAGGAAACUGGAACCGGACUGGAAACAAAGUCCUGACACCAGACAGACGGUUCCAGGCGUCGCCUCUGAACCUGCAGGGAAACUUAAGCCAUCUGAACCGGUCCGUGUUCAGAGCAAACCCAUCGCCGUGCAGAGUCGGCGUGCAGGAGUCAGCCCGCCAGGUAACCGCACACACUCACCUGCUCAGCUGGCCCAUGCUGUGGAUGACGAGAGAGCCAAUAGCGCGCGACCGCUCGCACACGUUAGACAUAAAUCUAAAGAGAGCACAGAUUUGACUAAGAAGUCUAGGAAAGAAAAAAACGAGGCUCAGUCCAAAAUGGAAACACCGAAAAAGGCGUCAAAGCUCGACCUGCUGGCCGGAGCAGCCUCUCUGGCAGCGGGGGCGGGGUUAAUGCGUCAGGUGGCGUCCAGCCAAUCAGCUGUCAGCAUCAACAUCAUACCGGAGAGUCCUGAGGGCGGGACUAGGCAAGGCAAGAAGGAAACGAGUCAGGGAGAGAAGGAAACGAGUCAGGGAGAGGAGAGAACGAGUCAGGGAGAGGAGGGAACGAGUCAGGGAGAGGAGGAAAUAAGUCAGGGAGAGGAGGGAACGAGUCAGGGAGAGAAGGAAACGAGUCAGGGAGAGGAGAGAAUGAGUCAGGGAGAGGAGGGAACGAGUCAGAGAGAGGAGGAAACGAGUCAGGGAGAGAAGGAAACGAGUCAGGGCGAGGAGGAAACGAGUCAGGAUAUAAGUGAGGAGGAGAGUGAGGACUCUGCGACGGUCAGACAGGAAGAAGAGGAGGAUGAAGAUGAGGAAGGACAGAGAACGAGCGCAGGAGUCAGCAUGGAAAAAGAGGAAGAUGAAGAGGAGGACGUCAGUCACAGUAUCGAGAAAGUAACAGAAGAAGAAGAAGAAGAUGAAGACAGCAACACUCUGCAACCAGAGGAUGAGUUGGAAACAGAUGUAGAAGAGGAGGAGGAGGAGGAGGAAGAGGAAAGCCAGUUAGAGGAAGGGUGGAGGCAUAAGACAGAAAGCAGAGGAGGAGAGUCAGAAGGUGAGGAAGAAGAAGAGGGGGAUGUGGAAGAGGAGGGGGAGGAAGAGGAGGAAGAGGAGGAGGAAGAAGAGAGUGGUGCUGAGGAGGAAGAGGGGGAGAGUAGUGAGGAAGAAGAGAGCCAAAAGGAGGAAAGUGAAGAGGAGGAAGAAGGAGAAGAGGAGGAGGAGGAAGAGGAAGCAGGGGAGGAGAGUAGUGAGGAAGAAGAGAGCGAAAAGGAGGAAAGUGAAGAGGAGGAGGAAGAAGAGGAGGAAGAAGAAGGAGAAGAGGAGGAGGGGAGUGAAAAUGAAAAGGAAGAAGAGGAUGAAGAGGAGGAGAGGAGUGAAAAUGAAAAGGAGGAGGAAGAAGAGGAAGAGGAAGAGAGUGAAAAUGAAAAGCAGGAGGAAGAGGAGGAAGGAGAAGCAGAGGAAGAGAGUGUUGAGGAAGAAGAAGAAAAAGAGAGUGAAGAAGAAGAGGCACAGGAGGAGGAGGAAGAAGAAGAAGAAGAGGAGGAGGGAGAGGUUGAUAACAAUAAAGAGGAGGAUGAGGAAGAUGAAGAAGAAGAAGAAGAAGAAGAAGAAGAGGUUAUGAAAAAGCCAGAGUCAGCUGUUGUCCAGAGAGUUGUAUCUGGCGGUAAAAGGAGGUCCGGGGUCAAAGGUCAGGCGGCGGACGAGUCAGAGGAGUUUUGGGACGACGUGUUGCCACGGUACCUCAACCUGAAAUAACAUAAACAUCAACCCACUGACUCUGUGAAGCAUCAGGAAAUAAAGAGACAAUGACAAAUAUAAAUAUAUCAUCAGCGGACUAAAUGACCAAUGAUAAGUUACCC
Messenger RNA from Etheostoma spectabile (orangethroat darter), 3658 nucleotides. Its product is annotated as X-linked retinitis pigmentosa GTPase regulator. The record is from RefSeq and is a predicted model, not a curated record. Lineage: Eukaryota; Metazoa; Chordata; Actinopteri; Perciformes; Percidae.